AUGGCGGAGUCCAACGCCCAGGGCAGCGGCGCUGAAGCCGUCCACACUAACGGCAAGACGACCUACGCCGAAAAACACAGCUUACCUUCUCACUUCAUUGGCGGCAAUGAGCUUGACAACGCCCCUGCGUCAAAAGUGAAGGACUUUGUGGCUAGCCACGAUGGCCACACUGUUAUUACAAACGUCCUGAUCGCCAACAACGGUAUCGCUGCCGUCAAGGAGAUUCGCUCCGUGCGGAAAUGGGCGUACGAGACAUUCGGCGACGAACGGGCUAUUAAGUUUACCGUUAUGGCCACGCCGGAAGACCUCCAAGCAAAUGCUGAUUACAUUCGCAUGGCGGACCACUACGUCGAGGUUCCCGGCGGCACGAAUAACCAUAAUUAUGCCAACGUAGAACUUAUUGUGGACGUGGCGGAGCGCAUGGAUGUCCAUGCAGUUUGGGCGGGAUGGGGUCACGCAUCCGAGAAUCCAAAGCUUCCCGAGUCGCUGGCGGCGUCGCCAAAGAAGAUUGUGUUUAUCGGUCCCCCUGGUUCAGCCAUGCGGUCUCUUGGUGACAAGAUUUCGUCGACUAUCGUCGCCCAGCACGCCGAUGUGCCUUGCAUUCCGUGGUCUGGGACGGGGGUUAGCGAGGUUAGCGUUGACAACAAGGGAAUCGUGACCGUACCCGAUGAGGUCUAUUUGAAAGGUUGUGUGAGCUCAUGGCAAGAAGGUCUGGAGAAGGCCAAGGAGAUUGGCUUCCCGGUCAUGGUCAAGGCAUCUGAGGGUGGUGGUGGUAAAGGUAUUCGCAAAGUCGUCGACGAGGAGAACUUUGAGGAGCUUUACAAGGCGGCCGCCAGCGAAAUCCCCGGCUCGCCCAUCUUCAUUAUGAAGCUGGCAGACAGCGCCAGGCAUUUGGAGGUCCAAUUGCUCGCCGAUCAGUACGGCAACAACAUUUCACUCUUUGGCAGAGACUGCUCGGUACAACGGAGACACCAAAAGAUUAUCGAAGAGGCCCCUGUCACCAUUGCGAAGCCCAUCACCUUCAAGGCCAUGGAGGAAGCCGCCGUUCGCCUUGGGAGACUUGUCGGCUACGUUUCCGCCGGAACCGUCGAGUACCUUUACUCCCACGCUGAUGAUAAGUUCUACUUCCUCGAGCUCAACCCGCGCUUGCAGGUCGAGCAUCCGACCACCGAGAUGGUCAGCGGUGUCAACCUCCCGGCUGCCCAGCUUCAGGUUGCCAUGGGUCUCCCGCUUCACCGGAUCCGCGAUAUCAGGCUUCUGUACGGCGUCGAUCCCAAGACGGCGACCGAAAUUGACUUCGAGUUCAAAAACCCCGAGAGCGAGAAGAGCCAACGGCGGCCCACCCCCAAGGGUCACACCACGGCCUGCCGUAUUACCUCCGAAGACCCCGGCGAGGGAUUCAAGCCUUCGAACGGUGUCCUUCACGAUCUCAACUUCCGCUCGAGCUCCAAUGUGUGGGGUUACUUCUCUGUCGGCUCGGCCGGUGGUAUCCACAGUUUCUCGGACUCGCAAUUUGGUCACAUUUUUGCCUAUGGCGAGAACCGUGCUGCUUCGCGGAAGCACAUGGUUGUCGCCUUGAAGGAGCUGAGCAUCCGUGGUGAUUUCCGCACGACCGUCGAGUACCUGAUCAAGCUUCUUGAAACGGACGCCUUUGAGCAGAACACGAUCACAACGGGAUGGCUUGACGAACUUAUUUCCAAGAGACUUACCGCUGAGCGGCCUGAUCCCAAUCUCGCCAUCGUUUGCGGUGCCGUGACCCAGGCUCACAUCGCUAGCGAGUCGUGCAUCGCCGAGUACCGCGGUGGCCUCGAGAAAGGCCAGGUGCCGGCGAAAGACAUUCUUAGGACAGUUUUCCCCGUCGAUUUCAUUUACGAGGGGUUCCGCUACAAGUUCACCGUUACUCGCUCGAGCACCGACAGCUACCGUCUCUUCAUCAACGGUUCCAAGUGUACUGUGGGAGUCCGCGCCCUGAGUGACGGUGGCCUUCUGGUGCUCCUUAACGGCCGCAGCCACAACAUAUACUGGAAGGAGGAAGUGGCGGCCACACGCAUGUCUGUGGACGGCAAGACAUGCCUGCUUGAGCAGGAAAACGACCCCACGCAGCUCCGGACCCCUUCGCCGGGAAAGCUCGUCAAGUACACCGUUGACAAUGGCGCCCACGUCCGACGUAACCAAACCUUUGCCGAGGUGGAGGUUAUGAAGAUGUACAUGCCACUCGUUGCCCAGGAGGACGGUAUUGUGCAGCUGAUCAAGCAGCCGGGCGCAGCACUGGAGGCUGGUGACAUUCUUGGUAUCCUUGCGCUUGACGACCCCAGCCGUGUUAAGCAGGCUCAGCCAUUCCUUGGCCAGCUGCCGAACUACGGCACCCCCGUCGUUGUUGGUAACAAGCCCUCGCAGCGGUUUUCACUUCAGUACAACAUCCUUCUCAACAUCCUCAUGGGUUUUGACAACCAAGUUGUCAUGCUUGACAGCUUGAAGGAACUUGUUGCCGUCCUUCGCGACCCCAAGCUACCGUACAGCGAGUUCGCAGCGCAAUUCUCUGCCCUUCACGCCCGCAUGCCCCAGAAACUUGACGCUCAGUUUACGCAAGUUCUGGAGCGUUCGGCGCAAAGGCAAGCUGAGUUCCCGUCGCGGAAUCUUUCCAAGGUGUUCCAAAAGUUCCUUGACGACAAUGUUCCCGUCCAAGCCGAUGCCGACAUGCUCAAGGGUACACUAUCGCCCCUUACCGCGAUCCUCGACAUGUAUGCGGACGGCCAGAAGAACCGCGAGUUGAAUGUUAUCUCGGAUUUGUUGACCCAGUACGCCGAUGUCGAACGCCUCUUCUCCGGCCGCCGGUUGCAGGACGAGGAGGUUAUUCUGAAGCUCCGUGACCAGAACAAGGACGACAUCCAAAAAGUUGUCCAAACCGUUCUCUCCCAUAGCAGGGUUGCGGCCAAGAACUCCCUCGUCCUUGCCAUUCUGGAGGAGUACCGUCCCAACAAGCCCCACGUCGGUAACGUGGGCAAGAUCCUCCGCCCCGUUCUUCGCAAGCUGGCUGAACUUGAGUCUCGACAAACUGCUAAGGUCUCUCUCAAGGCUCGCGAGAUCCUCAUCCAGUGCGCUUUGCCGUCAUUGGAGGAAAGGACCGCGCAGAUGGAGCACAUCCUCCGCUCGUCGGUCGUGGAGUCUCGGUACGGUGAGACCGGCUGGGACCACCGCGAGCCAAGCCUGGAGAUUAUCAAGGAGGUUGUGGACUCCAAGUACACCGUUUUCGACGUGUUGACCCUUUUCUUUGCGCACGAAGACCCGUGGGUCUCGCUCGCGGCAUUGGAGACGUACGUCCGCCGGGCUUACCGUGCCUACAUUCUCAAGAAGAUCGAGUACCACACCGACGAGACCGAUACGCCCUCCUUUGUGUCCUGGGACUUUGCGCUCCGCAAGAUCGGCCAGUCCGAGUUUGGCCUGCCUCUCCAGUCGGCCGCCCCUUCGACCCCGGCGACCCCCGUCGACCACAGCUUCUCGCGCAUUCACUCCAUCAGCGACAUGUCGUACCUGACUUCUAGGACACAGGACGAGCCAGUGCGGAAGGGUGUGAUCAUUCCCUGCAAGUAUAUUGACGAUGCGGAGGAGAUCCUUUCUCGGGCGCUCGACACCUUGCCGUCUCAAGGGAACCGCAGGAGGGUACCCAACCCCCUCGCUGAGCUGAACGACAGGCGCAGGCCCGCGCCGCCCCAGCGUCUCGACACCUCCGAUGAACUCUCCGCCGUCGUCAACGUGGCGGUCCGCGACGCCGAGGGCCGCAGCGACGAUGAGACGCUCAAGGAUAUCCUGCCCCUUGUUCAGCAGUUUAAGGAUGAGCUCUUCGCUCGCCGUGUCCGCCGGCUGACCUUCAUCUGCGGCCGGAAUGACGGAUCCUACCCGGCCUACUACACCUUCAGGGGCCCCAACUACGUCGAGGACGACAGCAUCCGUCACAUCGAGCCUUCUCUUGCCUUCCAACUCGAGCUUGGACGUCUGUCCAAGUUCAAGAUCAAGCCCGUGUUCACCGAAAACAAGAACAUCCAUGUGUACGAGGGCAUUGGCAAGGACGUCGAGACUGAUCGCCGUUUCUUCACCCGUGCGGUUAUUCGCCCCGGGAGGCUCCGUGAUGAGAUUCCUACGGCUGAAUACCUCAUCUCGGAGGCGGACCGCGUUAUUAACGACAUCUUUGACGCCCUGGAGAUCAUUGGCACGAGCAAUUCCGAUCUCAACCACAUGUUCAUCAACUUCAGCCCCAUUUUCCAACUGCAGCCUAAAGAGGUUGAGCACUCGCUUCAGGGCUUCCUGGACCGGUUUGGUCCCCGUGGCUGGCGUCUGCGCGUUGCCCAGGUCGAAAUCCGCAUCAUCUGCACCAACCCCGAGACCGGCACGCCGUACCCGUUGCGUGUUAUUAUCACCAACACCUCGGGUUACGUUAUCCAGGUGGAGAUGUAUGAGGAACGCAAGUCGGAGAAGGGUGAAUGGGUGUUCCAGUCGAUCGGUGGCACCACCAAGAUCGGCUCGAUGCAUCUCCUCCCGGUCUCGACCCCGUAUCCGACCAAGAACUGGCUGCAGCCCAAGCGUUACAAGGCGCACAUCAUGGGUACCCAAUACGUCUACGACUUCCCUGAGCUUUUCCGCCAAGCCAUUCAAAACAGCUGGACCAGCGCAGUGAAGGCCAACCCCGGCUUGGCCACGCUCCAGCCCCCGACUGGCGAGUGCAUCGACUAUAACGAGCUGGUGUUGGACGACCAAGACAAGCUGGCAGAGGUAGCUCGCGAGCCUGGUACUAACACUUGCGGUAUGGUCGGUUGGUUGAUUAACGCCCGCACUCCCGAGUACCCUAAGGGGCGCAAGUUUGUUGUCGUGGCCAAUGAUAUCACCUACAACAUCGGGUCCUUCGGCCCCAAGGAGGACAAUUUCUUCUACAAGUGCACCGAAUUGGCCCGUAAGCUGGGCAUUCCGCGCAUUUACCUCUCGGCCAACUCUGGUGCCCGCUUGGGUCUGGCUACCGAGUUGAUGCCUCACUUCAGCGUGGCCUGGAACGAUGCUGAGAAGCCCGAGGCCGGCUUCAAGUACCUCUACCUUUCGGAGGAGGCCAGGGCCCGGUUUGAGAACGAGGUGAUCACUGAGGAGAUCACGGAAGACGGCGAGAAGCGGCACAAGAUCGUUACGAUCGUCGGUGCCGAAGACGGCUUGGGUGUUGAAUGUUUGCGUGGAUCCGGUUUAAUUGCUGGUGCCACGAGCAGGGCUUACACCGACAUCUUCACCUGCACGUUGGUGACCUGCCGCUCCGUCGGUAUUGGUGCUUACCUUGUCCGUCUCGGUCAACGUGCCGUGCAAAUCGAAGGCCAGCCAAUCAUCCUCACCGGUGCCCCGGCGCUCAACAACCUGCUUGGUCGUGAGGUGUACACCUCUAACCUGCAACUUGGUGGUACCCAGAUCAUGUACCGCAACGGUGUGUCGCAUUUGACAGCCAACGAUGACUUCGCCGGUGUUUCCAAGAUUGUGGAAUGGAUGUCGUUUGUGCCCGACAAGCGUAACAGUCCGGUGCCUAUUAGCCCCAGUGUCGACGAUUGGGAUCGCGACGUCGUGUACACGCCACCGCAGAAGCAACCCUACGACGUUCGGUGGAUGAUUGCCGGCAAAGAAGACGCCGACGGCUUUCAGCCCGGUCUUUUUGACAAGGACUCGUUCGUCGAGUCUCUCGGUGGCUGGGCCCGGACCGUUGUGGUCGGUCGUGCCCGUCUGGCUGGCAUCCCCAUGGGUGUCAUUGCGGUCGAGACCCGCUCCGUCGAGAACAUCACGCCGGCCGACCCUGCUAACCCAGACUCGAUUGAGCAGCUUAGCAACGAAGCCGGCGGUGUCUGGUACCCCAACUCGGCGUUCAAGACUGCCCAGGCCAUCAACGACUUCAACCACGGUGAGCAGCUGCCAUUGAUGAUUCUCGCCAACUGGCGUGGGUUCUCGGGCGGUCAGCGUGACAUGUACAACGAGGUCCUCAAGUACGGCUCCUUCAUUGUGGACGCCUUGGUCAAGUUUGAGCAGCCCGUGUUCAUCUACAUCCCGCCGUUCGGCGAACUCCGUGGUGGUUCGUGGGUCGUCGUGGACCCGACCAUCAACGAGACCUUCAUGGAGAUGUACGCAGAUGUCGAGGCCCGCGGUGGUGUCUUGGAGCCCGAGGGUAUUGUUGGUAUCAAGUACCGCAAGGACAAGCAGCUCGAGACGAUGGCCCGUCUUGACCCGCAGUACGCGAGCCUCAAGAAGCAGAUGGCCAAGGAGGGUCUGUCCAAGGAGGAGGCCGCCAACAUCAAGAAGCAAAUGACGGAGCGGGAGCAGCAUCUGCUCCCUGUGUAUGCCCAGAUCAGCCUGCAGUACGCCGACCUGCACGACCGUGCCGGUCGCAUGAAGGCGAAGGGCGUUAUUCGGGAGGUGCUGGAGUGGCGCGAAGCUCGCCGCUUCUUCUACUGGCGUGUGCGCAGGAGGCUUAACGAGGAACACAUCUUGCGCCGCAUCAACAACGCCAUUUCGGAUGCAGGUGUCCGUCCCAAGACCGACAAGAGCGAAGUGCGUGCCCGCCACCUCCAACUAUUGGAGGCGUGGUGUAAUGUUCCCAACUUUGCGACCAACGACCGCGAGGUCUCCACCUGGUAUGAGCAGAAUAGGAAAAUCGUGCACGACAAGGUUGAGGCUCUCAAGAAUGAGGCCCUCGCAGCUGAGGUGCGGGAGCUAGUGCGCAACGGCAGCAAUGACAGCGAGGAGGCGACAGAGAGCGCGGCUUGGAAGGGUGUGCGCGACAUGCUGCGCGUGAUGCCGGUGGAGGAGCGGGACAAGGUUCUUGAGUAUCUCAAACAGGUUUGA
Messenger RNA from Dichotomopilus funicola, 6858 nucleotides. RefSeq names its product acetyl-CoA carboxylase. Gene Ontology annotation, molecular function: metal ion binding; acetyl-CoA carboxylase activity; ATP binding. Gene Ontology annotation, cellular component: mitochondrion. The record is from RefSeq and is a predicted model, not a curated record. The transcript has 4 exons. Gene Ontology annotation, biological process: fatty acid biosynthetic process. Lineage: Eukaryota; Fungi; Ascomycota; Sordariomycetes; Sordariales; Chaetomiaceae. The coding region runs from base 1 to 6858 and encodes 2285 amino acids.